Molecule: messenger RNA, 1625 nt
Organism: Mytilus californianus (California mussel)
Lineage: Eukaryota; Metazoa; Mollusca; Bivalvia; Mytilida; Mytilidae
Product: tubulin beta chain-like
Exons: 7
Coding region: 102-1442 (446 amino acids)
Biological process (GO): microtubule cytoskeleton organization; mitotic cell cycle
Cellular component (GO): microtubule; cytoplasm
Molecular function (GO): structural constituent of cytoskeleton; GTP binding; GTPase activity
Source: RefSeq, a predicted model, not a curated record
AAAUUAAAUUUCAAGUUUGUAAGAAACAUAGAACUGAAACGAAGGGCUAAGAGCCUAUAUUGAAGGAUAUUUUCCGUUACCACAAAUAAAUUACAGACAAAAUGAGGGAAAUUGUUCACAUGCAAGCUGGUCAGUGUGGUAACCAAAUUGGUGCUAAGUUUUGGGAAGUCAUAUCAGAUGAACAUGGAAUUGAUCCUACAGGAACAUAUCAUGGUGACUCAGAUUUACAGUUAGAAAGAAUCAAUGUAUAUUAUAACGAGGCUACAGGAGGCAAAUAUGUACCCAGAAGUAUUCUUAUUGAUUUGGAACCAGGAACUAUGGACUCCGUCAGAUCAGGACCUUUUGGACAAAUAUUUAGACCAGACAAUUUUGUGUUCGGACAGAGCGGUGCAGGUAACAACUGGGCAAAAGGACAUUACACAGAAGGCGCUGAACUUAUUGACUCUGCUCUAGAUGUUGUACGUAAGGAGGCCGAAAGCUGUGACUGUGUUCAGGGAUUCCAACUUACUCACUCACUAGGAGGUGGUACCGGCGCUGGCAUGGGAACACUAUUGAUUAGUAAAAUCCGUGAAGAAUACCCAGACAGAAUAAUGAACACUUUCUCUGUUGUACCAUCACCUAAAGUAUCAGACACUGUUGUAGAACCCUACAAUGCAACCCUCUCUGUACAUCAGUUGGUCGAGAACACAGACGAAACAUACUGUAUCGAUAACGAGGCUCUGUAUGACAUCUGCUUCCGUACAUUGAAACUUACAACUCCAACAUAUGGUGAUCUGAACCAUCUCAUUUCUGCAACCAUGUCAGGUGUAACAACAUGUCUUAGAUUCCCAGGUCAAUUAAACGCCGAUCUCAGGAAAAUAGCCGUCAAUAUGGUACCCUUCCCUCGUCUUCACUUCUUCAUGCCCGGAUUUGCACCUCUAACAUCUCGUGGUAGCCAGCAGUACCGUGCACUAACAGUACCGGAACUUACCCAACAGAUCUUUGAUGCCAAGAACAUGAUGGCAGCAUGUGAUCCACGUCACGGUAGAUACCUCACAGUCAGUGCCCUCUUUAGAGGAAGAAUGUCAAUGAAAGAGGUUGAUGAACAAAUGUUGAAUGUACAAAACAAGAACAGCAGUUACUUCGUUGAAUGGAUCCCCAACAACGUCAAGACAGCAGUUUGUGAUAUCCCACCACGUGGUCUAAAGAUGUCUGCCACAUUUGUUGGAAACACAACAGCCAUUCAGGAAUUAUUCAAGCGUGUCUCAGAACAGUUUACUGCCAUGUUCCGUCGUAAGGCUUUCUUGCAUUGGUACACUGGUGAAGGUAUGGACGAAAUGGAGUUCACAGAAGCCGAAUCCAACAUGAAUGACUUGGUAUCCGAAUAUCAGCAAUACCAAGAUGCAACAGCGGAAGAGGAAGGAGAGUUCGAGGAAGAAGAAGGCGAAGAAGAAGCACAAUAAGGGAUAAAUUGACAAUUAAAUUAUUUAUAAAUUCCGUCCGUAAACGAGAAAACAAAAAUCGUUGACAUUCAAAAAUGUAUACAUAACAUAUGAAGCAUUUAUUUAUUUUAUUAAGCAGGACGUCAGGGCAAUAUUGGGUAUAAAAUUUUGACAUUUUCUGCUGAAUAAAGUUACAUGAUAACA